AUGAUUUCUGGAGUUGGCUUGCUUCUUUCUUCAGCAAGAGGAUUCUGCCAGCACCGCUGGAUCUGGGGGAUAUUUAGAGAUAAAGAGGGUCAGUUUCGAGGUGCUUUUGCUAAAAAUGUGGAGGCUCUUAGUGCAAUUGAUGCGGAAGUGUUAGCAGUUAUUGAGGCUUUGAGGAUAGCUUGGGUUAAGCGUUGGGCCCACAUCUGGCUUGAAACAGACUCUAUGCUUGUGGUUCAGUAUUUCAAGAAUCCAAAGUUGGUUCCGUGGAGACUACGGAUUGCGUGGUCUAACUGUUUGUUUUUCACCCAUACGAUUCAUUUUAGAGUUUCUCACACUUUUCGGGAGGGGAACGCUGUAGCUGAUGCUCUUGCUAAUCAUGGGGCGCUCAAUGCUGGUUAUAGAUGGUGGGAUGAUCUUCCUUCUUUUAUUGCUGGUCAUUAUGGGCGCGAUCAGUCUUCUAUGUUUUAUUAUAGGUUUUGUUGA
Rosa chinensis is the source of this 483-nucleotide messenger RNA. RefSeq lists its product as uncharacterized. The transcript has 2 exons. The record is from RefSeq and is a predicted model, not a curated record. Bases 1 to 483 code for a protein of 160 amino acids. Gene Ontology annotation, molecular function: nucleic acid binding; RNA-DNA hybrid ribonuclease activity. Lineage: Eukaryota; Viridiplantae; Streptophyta; Magnoliopsida; Rosales; Rosaceae.